Messenger RNA from Oryzias latipes (Japanese medaka), 4677 nucleotides. RefSeq names its product anoctamin 5a (gene ano5a). Gene Ontology annotation, biological process: chloride transmembrane transport. NCBI's taxonomy places the organism in Eukaryota, Metazoa, Chordata, Actinopteri, Beloniformes, Adrianichthyidae. Gene Ontology annotation, molecular function: protein dimerization activity; chloride channel activity. Gene Ontology annotation, cellular component: plasma membrane. The record is from RefSeq and is a predicted model, not a curated record.
GAACGUCCUGCUCAGGUUAUCAAGCUUUUCCUUGUUUGUUCACACCCUUCAUCCGUUGGCUAUUUUUAAAAAUGCACGGACAGAAACAAUAGCUCCACCAUAUCAAAUGUUUGUUGAAAACACAUCCUAUUGUGAGGGUUUCAUGCUAAUCAAAGCAGGAACAGUGAGAGAUAAAGGAUGCAGCAACUAUAGAAUGAAAAAGGACACCACAAUCUAGAAAUUAAAAACAAAUACAAAGCUCCAGAGCACUUUGUUGUUCGAACAGAGAUUUGGUAAUUAUGUGAAAUGUGAGACAACUGUUUGUACAGACGAUGCUGCUGUCUUCUUAUUAGAUUAUCUGGCAGCUGUUCUGCUGAUGUCAUUUUCAGAACCCUGCGCCUCUCUCCAACUGGCAACCGUCCUCCUGCUUCUUGUGCUUUUUUCCUUUGCUCUAUGACUGGGAAGUGGGGGUUUAUGGGGGAGUAUUCUGUUCAGGUCAGUGAGCUGUUUGAAUCUCAUCAGGGUAGAAAUCAGUGGAGUGAGACAGACAGUACUUUCAGGGCUGGUCUUCCCUCCCUGCAGAAAGGCUGCGCUGCUCUGUGAUGCAGCCGGCCUUUCCGCUGAUUCACUGCAGCCAUCAACUAUUAUAGGACAUGGAGAUUCAGAAACAACAACAAAGCAAAGACUCUGUGUUCUUCCGUGACGGAGUGCGCCGCAUUGAUUUCGUCUUGUCUUAUGUCGAUGAUAAAGAUGGUGAAAGAAAACAGGAGAGGAGGAGAGUGUUUGAAGCCAAUUUGGUGAAAGUGGGCCUGGAACUGGAAAUAGAAGAUAAAUCAGAAUCUGACGAUAGAAAAACCUACUUUGUGAAGAUCCAUGCUCCAUGGGAAGUACUGGCAACCUAUGCAGAUGUGCUGAAGAUCAAGGUUCCAUUCAAGGCCAACGACAUCCCAGACAACAGUGAGAUGCCCAUGAACUGGUUGUCCACUCCUUUUCGUCUGCCAGAGCCCAUCAUGCAGCCUGAACCAGACUUUUUUACCGCUCCCUUCGACAAGAGUAAAUCUGAUUUCUUCCUAAUUGAGGACCGAGACAAAUUCUUCCUCCCGUCAACUCGGAACAGAAUAGUCUACUACAUCCUGUCUCGAUGCUCAUAUAUUCGUGAUGAAUGUGGAGAGAGAGACAAGAAGGGAAUCAAAAGACUUCUCAACAACAGCACCUACACUGCAGCCUUCCCUCUGCAUGAUUCAAGAUAUUGGACUAAAUCAAAGGAUGUGAACUGUGACAGCGACAGAUACAACCUCUACAAAUACUGGGCUGGAUUUUUCAGUUUCUUCAAGGAACAACCACUCAAUCUUAUUAGGAAGUACUAUGGAGAAAAGAUCGGCCUUUACUUUGCCUGGCUAGGAUUCUACACAGAAAUGCUGUUCUUUGCUGCUGUUGUUGGAACGCUGUGUUUUGUUUACGGAGUCUUAACCUAUGACGACAAUGAGUGGAGUAAAGAAAUAUGCAGUGAUGAAAUUGGAGGCAAUAUUGUCAUGUGUCCACUUUGUGACAAAAAGUGUGGCUUUUGGAAACUCAACACAACCUGCAACUCCUCUUGGCAAUCGCAUCUAUUUGACAAUGUUGGAACAGUGUUUUUUGCCAUUUUCAUGGGAAUAUGGGUGACUCUGUUUCUGGAGUUUUGGAAGAGGCGGCAGGCUCGUCUGGAGUACGAGUGGGAUCUGGUUGACUUUGAAGAGGAGCAACAACAGCUGCAGCUCCGGCCAGAGUAUGAGACCAAGUGCAACAGCCGCAAGCUGAACCGCAUCACUCAGGAAACAGAAUGGGUACUUGACAGGACCAUUUCUGAUGUUUUAGCGAAGUUGUUUCUGUGUUGGAGCACCGUGAUCCUCUGGAUAUCAUUAAUCAUUGCCUGCAUCAUCGGCGUCAUAGCAUACCGCCUGGCGGUUUAUGCAGCCUUCGCAAGCAUCAUGAAGGACAGUCCCACCUCAAACCUGGAGGUGGUUGGCCCCUACAUCACACCUCAGCUGGCCACCUCUGUCACCGCCUCCUGCAUCAACUUUGUUAUCAUCAUGAUUCUCAACCUCAUGUAUGAAAGAGUGGCUGUUUGGAUCACUGACAUGGAAAUUCCAAAAACUCACCUGGAGUACGAGAACAAACUGACGGUGAAGAUGUUCCUCUUCCAGUUCGUCAACUACUACUCCUCAUGCUUCUAUGUGGCUUUCUUUAAGGGCAAGUUUGUUGGCUAUCCAGGAGAUUAUGCCUACAUGUUUGGCAAAUGGAGCAAACUGAGAAAUGAAGAGUGCGACCCGGGUGGCUGUCUAAUUGAGUUGACCACCCAGCUGGUGAUUGUGAUGACUGGCAAACAGGUGUGGGGUAACAUCCAGGAAGCUCUGGUCCCGUGGCUCAUGAAUUGGUGGGCCAGCAGGAAAGCACGAAGCUACCCAGAGAGCCUGUAUAGCCGCUGGGAGCAGGACCAUGAUCUCCAGGGCUUUGGUCAGCUGGGUCUCUUCUAUGAGUACCUGGAAAUGGUAAUCCAGUUUGGAUUCAUUACGCUCUUCGUGGCCUCCUUUCCCUUGGCUCCACUCCUGGCUCUCUUCAACAACAUCAUAGAGAUUCGAGUGGACGCCUGGAAGCUCACCACUCAGUUCAGACGUCCUGUAGCUGCCAAGGCCCACUGCAUUGGAGCCUGGGAGGAAAUCCUCAAUGGGAUGGCUGUACUCUCUGUUGUCACCAAUGCAUUUAUUGUGGCUUUUACCUCUGAUAUGAUCCCCCGUCUCGUGUACAUGUAUGCCUAUCAGCCAGAGGGUGAGAUGAAUAUGAAGGGCUACAUAAACAAUAGCCUGUCUGUGUUCAACAUCUCAGAGAUCCCAUUGCCUAACAGGCCAGAGGACGGAGAAAACCCCCUUUGGUUCAACAGCUCUAUCACAACCUGCAGGUAUCGAGAUUACCGUAACCCUCCUGGGCAUGAGAACCAAUACUCCCACACCAUGCAGUUUUGGCAUAUUUUGGCCGCCAAACUGGCUUUCAUCAUUAUUAUGGAGCACGUUGUUUUUCUGGUGAAGUACUUCGUGGCCUGGAUGAUUCCAGACGUUCCCUCAGAUGUGAAGGCAAGAGUCAAACGUGAGCGCUACCUAGUCCAGGAGUAUCUCCACAACUACGAGGUGGAGAAGCUGAAGAUUCAACUGAGCCAACAAAGCCACAGCGAGUGCACGUGCACGCCCAUGAUUUACCCAUCUCUAACCAAACACGAGGUGCUGUCUGAGUGCCUUUAGUACAAAGACCUGCUGGUCAGUGUGAUGGACAUUUUUGAAUGCUGCAAUGUGGUGAAAUGUGAUACUGACCAACUCUUUGCUGCCUCUCUUGUGUUGUUUUACCACACACAACAUUUUUUUUCCAAAGAACUAAUACUUAUGUCCCUUCACAGCCAUCACUCUGUUACUAAGUUGAGUAAAAAAUAAGGGUUGGAUGAAAGACCAAGUCUGCAGACAUGCUGAUUCUUUGAGGCAUUUCAAUCUGUCUCAUAUUUAUGGCGUUUAUGUUUUGAGCAAUGAGGACAAAGUUUGACAACUUGUUUUCAUUUUUGACUGUUAAAGUGCUACUUGAAGACUUAAAGCCUUAAUACACUCAUAUGUAGUUCUGCAGGGCAAAUGACUGUGCUUAGACAGUAAAAUGCACUUGUGUCUUCUCUUGAAGGUUUAUCUUUAAAUUCAAAUUGUAAAGGUUGCUACACUAAAGCUGAACAGAUUAUUUUCUUUAUAGAAGUCACAGUAUAGCUUAAAUUAUGUUCGGGCUAAAUAUACAAAUUAUCCAUUUUUUUUAAUAUAAAUUCCUUUUCUUGUUAGAACAUUUUGAUGCUUUUAUUUUUGUGAGCAAACACAAAAUUAGCCCCUCAGUGAACAGUGGGUUAAAGUUCUAAAAAAUACUUAUUGAUGUAGCUGUAUUACCAUCCUGCCUUCUGUUUUAUCCUAUUGAACCAAAGCCAACACCUCCUACAAGUUUUUAAUUUUUUUUUUUUUUUUUUUUUGCUUUGUUUUUUAAUUGUAAAAAUAAAAUCCAGACUAUUUUAUUCAUCUUUAUCUUGCACAAGGCACUUAAAAAAACGUGAAUAUCCAGGCAUGAGCAUGUCAACUUGUCAUUACACUACAUAUUUACUAUCAGUGUUUGCAAGCUGCAAAAAGAACAUUAGCUGUGCUGUCAGAAAGGAGAUCUCUGUUACCACUUAUUUAAAUGUUUUAUUGUUUCAGUGUCUAACAUACAGUGAGAAGUACCGGUAGUUUUAGUUCAUAAAUUAUUUGAAGGAAUUUUCAUAUAUAUUCCAUUAUAUGCAUAAAUAUGUUUGAUUUAAUGUUUGUUGAGGGAUUUGAAUUUCAUGUAAAAUUGCUGAGUGAUUGUGCUGCAUAUUCAGGUUGAUCUGAUUUCAUGUGUGAAAGAUCAGACCAUGCAAAUUCUCAGCAGUUACAGUUUGCCUUAUGAACGCUCAGUGGUCUACUGAACCCACACAUUUAUGCCUUAAUGCAUCAAGUGCUUUUCUUUCUAUUUCCUUUUACAAGUUCUCUCCUGGUAUACUUUAGUAAUUAUGCUUUUAUUUUGUGAUGAAGAAGAUAAAAAGUAAACGUUUACCAUGAACAAUUUUUACUCUAAUACAUUUUCUUUGUUUCUGUCACAAAUAAAAAUUUGAAUAAAUGACCCGUUCCCAUG